Pterocles gutturalis (yellow-throated sandgrouse) is the source of this 533-nucleotide messenger RNA. RefSeq names its product CDK5 regulatory subunit-associated protein 2-like. The transcript is spliced from 5 exons. The record is from RefSeq and is a predicted model, not a curated record. Gene Ontology annotation, biological process: positive regulation of DNA-templated transcription; regulation of mitotic cell cycle spindle assembly checkpoint; negative regulation of centriole replication. The annotation marks the transcript as partial. Gene Ontology annotation, cellular component: pericentriolar material; microtubule organizing center; mitotic spindle pole. Gene Ontology annotation, molecular function: gamma-tubulin binding; calmodulin binding; transcription cis-regulatory region binding. NCBI's taxonomy places the organism in Eukaryota, Metazoa, Chordata, Aves, Pterocliformes, Pteroclidae.
GUGUUACCAGAUGUGGCAGAAGAUACAAUCUCACCAACUAGAGCUCGGACCAUGAAGGACUAUGAAAAUCAAAUCACAGAUCUGAAAAAAGAGAACUUCAACCUGAAGCUUCGUAUAUACUUUCUGGAGGAGCGAAUGCAGCAGAAGUUUGAUGGUCCCACUGAAGAAAUCUACAAAAUCAACAUUGAGCUGAAAGUUGAGAUAGAAAGUCUGAAGCGUGAGCUGCAGGAAAGGGAGAAACUGCUCAUCAAAGCCUCUAAGGCAGUUGAAAGCUUGGCCCAGGGUGGUGAUGCUGAAAUACAGCAUGUGAAAGCAGAGGCACAAAAGAAGAUGCAAGAAAUGGAAGAGGUCCUGACUAGCAAAAUAAACUUUCUGGAAGAGAAUCUUAAAGCUGCCCAAGAAGAUGUGGAAAAAGCCAUUGCAAUGACAGAGAAGGAGAAAGCUCUGAGAACAGUGGCUGAGCAGAAACUUUCUUCAAUUAUGAAUGCUCCUGCAAAGGAUGUGGAUGUGAUUACAGGAGCUGAGAAAGACAG